GCGGGGGAGUUUAUCCCGCUGGAAGGGAACGGCUUCUCCCGCUGAGAACUGACAGCGCCAGGUCAGUGCGGGCAGCGGGGACCGUCUCCGAGGGGUUACAAUGGUUGACACAGAAAUGCCGUUUUGGCCCAUGAAUUUUGGAAUCAGCCCCGUGGAUCUGUCAGCCAUGGAUGAGCACACACACUCCUUUGACAUCAAGCCCUUCACCACCGUGGACUUCUCCAGCAUUUCCUCCCCGCACUAUGAAGAUCUUCCCCUCGCCAGAGCUGACCAGUCAGGCCUGGAUUAUAAAUAUGACAUCAAACUCCAGGACUGCCAAAGUGCCAUCAAGAUGGAGCCUCCUUCCCCACCCUACUUCUCAGAGAAGGUGCAGCUGUACAACAAACCUCACGAGGAGGCGUCCAACUCACUGAUGGCCAUCGAGUGCCGCGUGUGCGGGGACAAAGCCUCUGGCUUCCACUACGGGGUGCACGCCUGCGAGGGCUGCAAGGGCUUUUUCCGAAGAACAAUCAGGUUAAAGCUAAUUUACGACAGGUGUGAUCUGAACUGCCGGAUCCAUAAGAAAAGCAGGAAUAAAUGUCAGUACUGCAGGUUUCAGAAGUGCCUGGCUGUUGGAAUGUCACACAACGCCAUCAGGUUUGGGAGGAUGCCCCAGGCAGAGAAGGAGAAGCUGCUGGCAGAGAUCUCCAGUGACAUCGACCAACUAAACCCCGAAUCCGCCGACCUGCGGGCGCUGGCCAAGCACCUGUACGACUCCUACAUCAAGUCCUUCCCUCUGACCAAAGCCAAGGCGAGGGCCAUCCUGACAGGAAAGACGACAGACAAAUCACCCUUCGUUAUUUAUGACAUGAACUCUUUAAUGAUGGGAGAAGACCAGAUCAAGUGCAAGCACGUGUCCCCCCUGCAGGAGGAGAACAAAGAGGUGGCCAUCCGCAUCUUCCAGCGGUGCCAGUUCCGCUCUGUAGAGGCCGUGCAGGAGAUCACGGAGUUCGCCAAGAACAUCCCAGGAUUUGUCAACCUCGACCUCAACGACCAAGUAACUCUCCUGAAAUACGGGGUGCAUGAGAUCAUUUACACCCUGCUGGCCUCUCUGAUGAAUAAAGACGGAGUUCUGAUAUCCGAAGGACAAGGGUUCAUGACGCGGGAGUUCCUGAAGAGCCUGAGGAAACCCUUCUGUGACUUUAUGGAGCCCAAGUUUGAGUUUGCUGUGAAGUUCAAUGCACUGGAAUUAGACGACAGUGACCUGGCAAUAUUUAUAGCUGUCAUUAUCCUAAGCGGAGACCGCCCGGGGUUGUUAAACGUGAAGCCCAUUGAAGACAUCCAGGACAACCUUUUGCAAGCCCUGGAGCUGCAGCUGAAGCUGAACCACCCCGAGUCCUCGCAGCUGUUUGCAAAGCUGCUGCAGAAAAUGACGGACCUCAGGCAGAUCGUCACGGAGCACGUGCAGCUCCUGCAGGUCAUCAAGAAAACCGAGACGGACAUGAGCCUCCACCCACUGCUACAAGAGAUCUACAAGGACUUGUAUUAAUGAGCAGAGCAGUUCUUAAUCCCCUGACAUGAUGUAUGUUCUUCAGAUUGCACUAUCUCUUUGAGGGAAAAAAAAAAAAACUUUGCGUACCUAAGAAAUUACUGUGAAACAGCAUUUAAAAAGAGAGAGCUUAGUAUAGUAGAUCUAUUUUAUGCAUAUUGUUUAUAAAGACACAUUUACAAUAUACUUUUAAUAUUAAAAGUAUCUAUAUCAUGAAAUUGUUGGCAGUAUUUUCAUAAUUAAUUUUUUUAACUACGUUAUUUCUUAAAAUUGCUUGUCCAAGUAUGAUCGAUGCUUCACUCAAGCAUGCAGUUAAAUUUUCAGCUAAAUAAAAAACUUUCUCCUUGAAAAACAUU
Hirundo rustica (Barn swallow) is the source of this 1884-nucleotide messenger RNA. RefSeq names its product peroxisome proliferator activated receptor gamma (gene PPARG). The transcript is spliced from 7 exons. NCBI's taxonomy places the organism in Eukaryota, Metazoa, Chordata, Aves, Passeriformes, Hirundinidae. Gene Ontology annotation, biological process: negative regulation of transcription by RNA polymerase II; regulation of lipid metabolic process; negative regulation of inflammatory response. Gene Ontology annotation, molecular function: nuclear receptor activity; zinc ion binding; RNA polymerase II cis-regulatory region sequence-specific DNA binding. Gene Ontology annotation, cellular component: nucleus. The coding region runs from base 101 to 1528 and encodes 475 amino acids. The record is from RefSeq and is a predicted model, not a curated record.